AUGGCUGAGUCACACGCCAGUAUCAUCAAGCUAUUUCUACCCUUAGCGAAUCAAGACCUCGGGCGUCUGAUUAGACGUAUCGAGCAACAUAGUCCAUCGGAAAACACUCUCACCGUCACUUUCUCGCAGGAACACGUACAGGUCAAGGACGGCACAAUCACGAAGGCCACGGGAAAGGCUAGACGCGUGAAGAGAUCUUCAACCGUGAAGCAAGAGAUCCUAUCGCAGGACAACAUGGAGGAAGCGCAUAAACAUCCAAAGGGAUCCUCGGUGCAGGCGUUAGGCAUGAUAAACGUCGCAAACCUGACUGAACAACAGACAGCUGACCUGAUCACAAUUAUGUGCCCAGCUGACUUGGCAGGGGUGAAAUGCAAUCAGACAGAUUGCAAGUUUCUCAGGCGAUGCGAGUCCAUGCAAGAGCAUGAAUCGAUCACUUGUGCCAUGGAGAAAUGCACCUAUAUUCACGGUCUAAAGGUCUCGUGUCCGAAGAUCCUCGCGGGGAGAGGAUGUGUUACAUUGUUUCUCUCCAAGUUGAACCCGAGAUACUGUCAAUACGGUCAUGACCAUCGCGCGGCGAGGUUGUUCAACUACAAGGAAGGCUCUGCGUGUCAUGGGGUGCUGGAUUUGGAGACGAAAAAGAAACGCCGGGUGGAGGGUCCAGGACCAGCUGGUUUUGGAUUGGUGCCUCUUGCUGGCACGACUUGA
This is a messenger RNA of Aspergillus bombycis, 705 nucleotides long. RefSeq lists its product as uncharacterized. The record is from RefSeq and is a predicted model, not a curated record. The coding region runs from base 1 to 705 and encodes 234 amino acids. The transcript is spliced from 5 exons. Lineage: Eukaryota; Fungi; Ascomycota; Eurotiomycetes; Eurotiales; Aspergillaceae.